Messenger RNA from Acomys russatus (golden spiny mouse), 2134 nucleotides. It is a transcript of the gene Sar1a, whose product is annotated as secretion associated Ras related GTPase 1A. The record is from RefSeq and is a predicted model, not a curated record. Gene Ontology annotation, biological process: membrane organization; endoplasmic reticulum to Golgi vesicle-mediated transport; intracellular protein transport. The transcript has 7 exons. Bases 156 to 752 code for a protein of 198 amino acids. Lineage: Eukaryota; Metazoa; Chordata; Mammalia; Rodentia; Muridae. Gene Ontology annotation, molecular function: GTPase activity; GTP binding. Gene Ontology annotation, cellular component: COPII vesicle coat; endoplasmic reticulum exit site.
GGACAAGUGCGUGCCCGGAAGUCUCGGGGAGGGGCGUGACGUACAUCCGGCGCGUAGCUGGCGGUCCUGGGUACUGCUGGUCUGUGUGUUCUGAGGGAGGGUCGCGCCGCCAGCCACCGCCGGAGGAGCCCCUCGGGCCGUUGUAAGCAUCAAUAAUGUCUUUCAUCUUUGAGUGGAUCUACAAUGGCUUCAGCAGUGUGCUCCAGUUCCUAGGACUCUACAAGAAAUCGGGGAAGCUUGUAUUCUUAGGUUUGGACAAUGCAGGCAAAACCACUCUUCUUCACAUGCUGAAAGAUGACAGACUAGGCCAGCACGUACCGACACUACAUCCCACUUCAGAAGAACUGACAAUUGCUGGAAUGACUUUUACCACUUUUGAUCUUGGUGGACAUGAGCAAGCACGUCGAGUUUGGAAAAAUUACCUCCCAGCAAUUAAUGGGAUAGUUUUUCUGGUGGACUGUGCAGAUCAUUCUCGCCUCAUGGAAUCCAAAGUUGAGCUUAAUGCUUUAAUGACUGAUGAAACAAUAUCCAAUGUGCCAAUUCUCAUCUUGGGAAACAAAAUUGACAGGACAGAUGCAAUCAGUGAAGAAAAACUCCGUGAAAUAUUUGGGCUCUAUGGGCAGACCACCGGAAAGGGGAAUGUGACUCUGAAGGAGCUGAACGCCCGCCCAAUGGAAGUAUUCAUGUGCAGUGUGCUCAAGAGGCAAGGCUACGGCGAGGGUUUCCGCUGGCUUUCCCAGUAUAUUGACUGAUGUUUGGACAGUGAAAAUAAAGAGUUUUACUUCUGGACUGAUCCUAUUCACAGCUUCCUCAUGGACUUUUCUAAUAGAACAAGGAAAGCUCUCCAACCAUGUCUGGCAUUGAGAAGCCACGCAUCUCUGUCUACGCCCAUUGCCCAGUGGUGACAUGUGCUCUUCUCCACUCUUGGGAAGUAACACUGCCUGUCUGCUGGUGCAGGUCAGUGUGCGGGGACGUGGGCUGGCAGGAUUUGCCAGGGAAAGCUGGGUGCCAUCAUGGGACACCUGAAAAGAAAAACACGUCUCACCACUGGUUGAUUUCAAAAGAAAGUGAUUCUAUUUUUUAAAGAAAGUGUUGUUAAUGUAAUUGGUAUCCCUUCUCUAACUUUUUGAGUUCACAAUUUACUUGGUCCAGAUUUUCUAUCCUUUUUUUUUUUUUAACUAGUAAACGAAAUUUAGAUACUUCAUAAAAUUAUGAACAGACAGCGCUUUGGAGGCCAGAGCUAUGCUGUGUAACUGCCUUGUUGAAGGUGGCACUUGAGCCCAAGCGCCAGGAGAGGGCAGCCUUGUCCUUACCUGGGGCUUUGUCCACCGUAGUAAGGCGAGUCCCUCAUCUGGAGUGGGUAAAGUGUCAUUGUCACAUUGUCAACUUUACUUGCAGUUACCGGUUCCAGCAGGCUUUGCUUUUAUACUGUUGUGGAAUUUCAUCUCUUUGUGUAGCACCUUCCUUUUUUCACUGUAGAUAUAAAAAGUAACUUUUGCCUCAUGAGUUAAGAACAUCUCUCAUGUAGACCGCAUGCUGCAGGUGUGUCCAGAUGCUUUUGAAUAUAUUCUCGGGGGAUAGUUCUGAACAGGAGGACACAGGUCAAAGUCAACACCCUGAGGCUGAAUUCUGUGAGUAGAAGACCUGUCCAUCUGCUCUGAUAGCACCGUGUGAACCUAGGAAAGACUUUCAGGGGGCUUUGUGUUUGCCCCUCCAGAAGCAAGCAGAGAAAACACAAAAUGGCCUUCCAGCAACAGCAAGUGCUGGUGUGAGAGCGGCAGCCAGCAGCGGCCCUGUGAGGAUCAUGAACAGCAUUUUUAUAGUGUCUGGUUUUCUUGAUGCCACAUGUGAAAUUGGGUUUUCAUGAUGUUAACUUUAUAUUCUCCCCUUGGAGGAGAGGAGAGGAGAGGAGCUGGUCUGCAGGUGGGAGGGUGUCUUGAUCCCUACUUCUUUAGUGCCAGGUGAGAGGUGGGGUCUCAGUUACGAUGCUGCUACAUUGUGACAGACUUGGGUUGAGCAAGAGGGUAGGGAAGGUGGAUCGCACACUCCUGGGGGAGGGGGUUCUCACUUUUUAGUUUUGAGCACUGAGCUUGUGGGACAGUGUUCUGUUACACUGCCAGGUUUCCAAAUCCGA